ACUGGGGCUGGACCGCGCUCGAUCCCCGGCUUCGGCUUGCUCGCGGACGAGUUCCCCGCGCCCGCGCUGAAGCUGUGGACGCUUCCGGGCGCGGAGGGCGGGGCGGGGCGGGCCUACGCGUGGUUCGAUGAGGCGCGUGGGAUACGCGUCCCGCUGCGGCCGACUGGCGGGAACAUCGACACGAGGCACGUCACGGCCGGCGCGACGCUCUUCCUGCCCGUGGAGGUCGAGGGCGCGCUGUUCUCCAUCGGGGAUGGGCAUGCCGCGCAGGGCGAUGGAGAGGUCUGUGGCACGGCGAUCGAAACGCCCAUGAAGGUCACGGUGCGCCUGACGGUCGUGCAGGACACGCCGUAUGUCCAGACACCGCACUUCGCCACGCCGUCCGCCGGCAGCCCUGCAGACAGCGGCGGAUGCUACUGCACCACCGGCGUCGAUCCUGAUAUCCGCGAGGCGACGCGUGCGGCGGUGCGCGGCAUGAUCGCGUACUUAGGCGCGACGCACGGGCUUAGCAGGACAGAUGCGUAUAUGCUGUGCAGCGUCGCGGGCGAUCUGCGGAUGCACGAGGUGGUGCCGAGCCACGGGCGUCUAUUUGCGCGAGCUGGAGGUGGUGCGAGUGUCCAAGCAAGAUGA
Postia placenta MAD-698-R-SB12 is the source of this 630-nucleotide messenger RNA. RefSeq lists its product as hypothetical. Lineage: Eukaryota; Fungi; Basidiomycota; Agaricomycetes; Polyporales; Adustoporiaceae. The record is from RefSeq and is a predicted model, not a curated record. Gene Ontology annotation, molecular function: hydrolase activity, acting on carbon-nitrogen (but not peptide) bonds, in linear amides. The transcript has 7 exons. The annotation marks the transcript as partial.